AUAUAGUACCAUUCGUUGAGCUCGUUACGUUCUGACAUUUUCUAUUGUUAAAGAAACAGAUAAAUCAUGAAGGCUUUCCUGGUCUGCGCCCUGCUCGCCACUGUCGCCUCUGUGAGCUUUGCUCAUCAUCUCGAUCUCUGCGAAAAGAAUGAUGAGCAAUUGAAGACAGAGCUUGACUGUAUCCGCGGCAAGCUUUCGGAAGAGGCAAAAAAAAGUUUUGACGAGGCCCAGAAGGCUCUCGGCUGCACGGACUGGAGCUGCGUCAUCAAAAUGCUGUGCAAGGACGGUGACCUGAUGGAGAAUCUGAAGAAAUAUUUCACCGACGAUCAAAUCACGGAAAUUCACAACGCUGCCACCGCAUGCGAUCCCGACGCAGAGACCGAAGGCGGCCACUGAAAGCUGACAGCUCACAUAUUCAAGAACAGUUCCUGCAUACAGACAUCCAGAUAGACUGAUUUCAGGACCGCGUUCUGGAUAGUCGCAUAUGCUUGAAUAUUUUUUUUUUGCAAUGAGCAAAAAUAAACACAGUUUUCCGUGAAA
This is a messenger RNA of Dermacentor silvarum, 540 nucleotides long. RefSeq names its product antimicrobial peptide microplusin. The coding region runs from base 67 to 396 and encodes 109 amino acids. The transcript has 5 exons. The record is from RefSeq and is a predicted model, not a curated record. NCBI's taxonomy places the organism in Eukaryota, Metazoa, Arthropoda, Arachnida, Ixodida, Ixodidae.